Molecule: messenger RNA, 840 nt
Organism: Laetiporus sulphureus 93-53
Lineage: Eukaryota; Fungi; Basidiomycota; Agaricomycetes; Polyporales; Laetiporaceae
Exons: 6
Coding region: 1-840 (279 amino acids)
Molecular function (GO): FMN binding
Source: RefSeq, a predicted model, not a curated record
AUGGCUUCCACCGACGAUCUCCCACCUCUCAACCAUUCACAAGAGUUCCAACUCACCCAGUCGCCCAACCCGCAGUGGCACUACGGGCAGAAGGUUGCCGACACUCCUGAGGGCAGAGCGUGGAUGGAGGGCGAGAAGGCCGGUUGGAAGGUUGUCGAUACGGCGAAAGAGGAUCCCAUGAAAGUGUAUUCGCUCAUGAACAGCGGGAUUGUCCCGCGACCGAUUGCGUUCGUGUCUACGGUCUCGGAGAGUGGAGUGGAGAACAUCUCGCCGUUCAGCUGGUUUAACAUGGUGACACAGAACCCACCGCUCGUGUUCAUCUCAUGCACCAACGGCCCCAAACGCGUCAAGGACACGACGAGCAACAUCAAGUCUACGAAAGGUUUUACCGUCAACCUCAUCAGCGAGCCAUGGGUGGAGGCGGCAAAUGCGUGCUCCAUUGAUGCGCCCUCGGGAGUCAGCGAGUGGCCACUGAGCGGACUAACGAAGGAGCCAAGCAUACACGUUAAGGCGCCGCGAGUAAAGGAGAGCGCGUUCAGCAUGGAAUGCGAGCUGUACCAAGCAAUCGAAAUUGUUCACCCGGAUACCGGUGUGAACACGAACACGAUGAUCCUUGGGCUGGUCAAGUACAUUCAUGUCCGCAAGGACAUACUGAACGAGCGGGACACUGUCGAUCCAGCAAAGUUCAAGGUAGUCGGGCGGUUGAGCGGCCUCGCAUAUGCUCACAUCGAGAGCGCGUACACGCUGAAGAGACCGGUGUGGGCUGAGGAAGAGAAGAGAAUACAGGCCGCAUUGAGUGGCUCGUCAUCUGGCGGUAAGCUAAAGUAUUGUCAUCACUAG